UUGGCUACUUCUGCUGUGUAUUCUUCUUCUCCGUCUGAUAGGAUGAGGAAGAGGAUGCAGCCGUGAACACUGACUUAACAACUGUAUGAGGAGACCUGACAGGUAGACCACAGCCUCUCAGAGGGGUGUGGCCGCACCCAUUGAGGGCGUGUCUGACUGGAAUCUCUGGACCUUCAUCGAGGCUGUCCAUUUGUCAGUCUUUAAAGAAGAACGAACAAAGGCAGUGCCGAGGGGCGGCGACUAUGGCGAGUUUUGGGAAACUUACGGACUACUUCAACCGUCGUAAGUCCCGCGAGGAGCUGAGGGGGGGCAGGAGCUCACGGAGGAGCGGCAGCUACUGCUGUACGGUGGCGGAGGCCAGGUCGUUGGAGAGGAAGCUGCAGAGGCCUCUAUUGGCCAAGUCCCGGACACUACCCAGCAUCCCCCAGUCCCCUACCGUGGCCAGGGUCCACCACUCAGACCUGAUUGGUGGGAGUCCUCCUCGCAGGACGUCUUUGGCCAGCAACAACAAUCAGCCCAAGGCCUGCACUUUGCCCCCUGAAGGGGAGCUGUGGCGUCUGGAGGACGACGUGGAGGACGAGGAGGAGGCGGGGCGUCUGUGUGCCGCCGCCCGCCCCCGUUCACAAUCGCCCUUCUCCCACUUCCGCACACGCACCGCAUACCUGCGCAAGAGCGUCUCCGUGGACGACCCCCUGGGCAUGGUAGACUACUGCUCGUCGGCGCCCCUCGAGGGCAAAGGCAGUCGCGGCGGCAAGGGCAAGCUCAAGAGGAAGUUUGGACCCUCUGCACACAUCAACCACAGUCACUCGCGAAGCAUCGUCGCCCAUCGCGCCGCAAAAGCCGCGGCCCUUGCAGAGCAAGGGGAAGAACUAGUGCGCACCACCGCUAACUAG
Messenger RNA from Oncorhynchus masou masou (cherry salmon), 893 nucleotides. RefSeq names its product ankyrin repeat and fibronectin type III domain containing 1b (gene ankfn1b). The record is from RefSeq and is a predicted model, not a curated record. The coding region runs from base 243 to 893 and encodes 216 amino acids. NCBI's taxonomy places the organism in Eukaryota, Metazoa, Chordata, Actinopteri, Salmoniformes, Salmonidae. The transcript has 4 exons.